Heteronotia binoei (common prickly gecko) is the source of this 1372-nucleotide messenger RNA. RefSeq names its product protein-L-isoaspartate(D-aspartate) O-methyltransferase-like. NCBI's taxonomy places the organism in Eukaryota, Metazoa, Chordata, Lepidosauria, Squamata, Gekkonidae. The transcript has 9 exons. The record is from RefSeq and is a predicted model, not a curated record. The coding region runs from base 194 to 937 and encodes 247 amino acids. Gene Ontology annotation, cellular component: cytoplasm. Gene Ontology annotation, molecular function: protein-L-isoaspartate (D-aspartate) O-methyltransferase activity. Gene Ontology annotation, biological process: protein modification process.
ACAUUUUGUUGCCUGGCAGAAACUACUUGUUUUGCUCUUUGCGUCACUGACCAUAGAGAUCUCUUUUCUCCCCCACCCUCGCCUCUUCCUGUGUCAAUGUAUUAAUAGCAACUGCUGUAAGAGGCUAGAAUGUGAGGACAGGAGCAUUUGUGCGGCUGCGCAGGCCUGGGAACCCCCUGUACAUUUUUGUGUGAUGAGCUGUACAGCGCUUUUUGCUACCUUGCUGAUGCGACUACUGCUGACCAGAACCAUGGCCUGGACUUCGACUGGGAAGACACAUGUGGAACUGAUCAACAAUCUUUACAAAAAUGGUGUGAUUAAGUCUCAGCAAGUCUUUGAUGUAUUAUUGGCCACAGAUCGAGCACACUACAUCAAGUAUUUUCCAUAUAUGGACUCUCCUCAGUCCAUUGGGUACAAGGCUACAAUCAGUGCACCUCACAUGCAUGCUCAUGCUCUUGAGUUAUUGAAGGAUCAGUUAGUGGAAGGAGCAAAAGCACUGGAUGUGGGGUCAGGAAGUGGAUAUCUCACAGCAUGCUUUGCUAGGAUGAUGGGUCCCACGGGAAAGGCAGUGGGAAUUGAACACAUUGAGCAACUGGUUCAUGAAUCCAUGAGAAAUGUCAGAGAGGAUGACCCAACUUUGCUUAGCUCCGGACGUGUGAAACUUCUAGUUGGAGAUGGCAGGAAAGGGUACCCUGAAGAAGCCCCUUAUGAUGCCAUCCAUGUUGGAGCAGCUGCACCCACCGUGCCAAGGGAGUUGCUGAAUGAAUUAAAACCUGGAGGACGACUAAUUUUGCCAGUAGGGCCUGAGGGUGGAAACCAGGUUAUGAUGCAGUAUGACAAAACUAAAAAUGGACAAAUAAUGGAGAAGCAACUGAUGAAUGUAAUAUAUGUUCCUCUGACAGAUAAGGAGAAACAGUGGCCUCGGGAUGAAAUUUAAAAGAUUUAAAUUAUUUGUAAAGGAUCUCUUGGAAAGCCUAUGAACUGUGUUUGGAACAGGCAUUUCUAUGCUUCAUAUACAAAUAGAUAAAAUGAACCUCUUGAUACUAUCCCAAAUACAAUUUUGGGUUAUGAGGAGAGAAACCUUAACAACUGACAACAGUAUCUUUAACCCCACGAAUUCUUGGAGCUGUGACAAAACAUUUAAGUAAGUUAAAGAAUAGUAGUUAACAUUGGUCCAGCUGUCCUUUUUUGUAGAUUAUAAAAAUCCUGUAUGUAGAUGUAGAAGGAAAGAUGCAUGCACACCCAUUUUAAAUUAAUAUAUUUUAAAUGCACCUUCUUUGUUUAGGUGCUACUUGAAAAAUGUUCGCCUGUGAUCAUCUACUACUGCAAAUACAUGGAUUUGUAAUAGCUAAGUUAAUAAAACAUUAGACCU